CCCUCAACCUUUCUUCUCAUACAACCUUUCUUAAUAUAGAGAUGAUGUUUAGUCCACUCAGGGACUUCUAACUAUUGACAGUGAUUAGCUAAUUGUGUUGCAAGGUUUGAAAACAGGUGUUCAAAUCUUCUGCUGCUCAGGCCCUAAACCAGAGUAAGUUCAAGUUUUGCAACCCACACACUCCAAGUUCGUCUUUCAGACAAACCGUUGUCAAGAUCAGUUGGAUAGAGGCCGAGGAAGAGGCAAGUCCUGCCUGUCCUAGUCAAAUAAUCUCAGCUGAACAAGCUAAAUUUUAAACUUAAAAGCUUACAAAAAAUCUAAUCAAAAAGAAACCAAAAAUGAAAUUUCUAAUCAUAGUUCUAGCCCUAUCAAGCAGCCAGGGUAGAAACUUUAUAGAAGAUCCUAAAUGUCCUGCUGUGACUCCUCAAGGUAGUUGUCAAGGGCGCCGGUCAAACUGUUGGUCCCCUGGAGUCCGGGAUACGGAUUGUCCUGGGCAUGGUCUCUGCUGCUAUGAUGGUUGCGCUAACACCUGUGUAUCAGAAAUCCUCCCUGCUACUAGUAUUCAGCAACCUCAGUUCCAACCUACUCCUGUUAAACUCCAACAUCCUCCACCUCCACCUCAGAACAGUUACUUCCCUCCUCCACCUCCUCCACCUCCUCCUAAACCAGCAACUUCUCCUGCUCCUAGCUAUAUCCCUCCUCCCCCUCAACCUAUCCAAACUCCACCUCCUAGCUAUAUCCCUCCUCUAGACCCAUUUGAGGAUCGCCAACAGUCCAUUCAAGUUCAAGUAACUCAGCCAGCCCCUAGACCUACCCAACCUCCUCGACGACCUGCCCAUGUCGGAGGAAGUUGUCCAGCAUCCUCUCCUCUACCCCUGACAUCUUGUCUAGGACGGUUCAGUACCUGCUGGUCUGUAGGAGUAUCAGAUCUAGAUUGUCCAAACUGGGGACUCUGUUGUUUUGAUGGAUGUGCUAAUACUUGUGUAGGAUCCAACCCUCCUCCUCCUCCUACUGAGAGCCCUAUCCCCCGCUAUGAACCUCCCAGGAAUCCUUGUGAUCCUAACCCCUGUGGUCCAGGUUCUAUGUGUAUCCCCCAGGAAGGUGAACCUGAAUGCAAAUGUCCCCCAGGUUUGGUUCCUAAUCCAACUCCCCAGCAGGGUUGUAAGGUUCCCAACCCCUGUGAUCCCAACCCCUGUGGUUCUGGCUCCAUGUGUAUACCCCAGGAAGGAAAACCUACCUGCAAGUGUCCUGAAGGCCUGGUUCCAGAUCCUACUCCGGAGAUAAAAUGUAGCGUUAGAGAUCCUUGCAACCCUUCUCCGUGUGGUCCUGGAACCACGUGUACUCCGAACAGGGAUGGAAACCCCAUCUGUACCUGUCUCCCUGGACUGAUCCCUAAACCUGAUACUAUUACCGGCUGUGGACCUGAAUGUGUAGUUGAUCCAGACUGUAAGUACGGAUUUAUCUGCAGCGAAUCUAGAUGUGUGGAGAAACCAGAUCCUUGCAACCCGUCUCCAUGUGGGCCUGGAACCACGUGUACUCCGAACCAAGAUGGAAAUCCAAUCUGUACCUGUAUCCCUGGCCUCAUUCCUAAGCCUGAUACGAUCACAGGAUGCGGGCCUGAGUGUCUAGUGGAUCCGGAUUGCAGGUUUGGGUAUAUCUGUUCUGAGAGAAGAUGUGUAGAGAAACCGGAUCCUUGUGUCCCUAAUCCCUGUGGUGAGGGAGCAGUUUGUAUUCUUCAAGGAGAUUCAUUCAGCUGUGAGUGUCCUGCUGGAACUGUAGGGAAUGGGAAUACAGGGUGUUACAGAGGAGAAUGCAUUGUUGAUGCUGAUUGUAGUUCUUUAACAGCUUGCCAGGAUUAUUACUGUGUUGAUCCCUGUUUGUCUGGUACAUGCAGUGCUACAGAUUUCUGCAAGGUUAGGGAGCAUAUUCCUAUUUGUGGAUUCAACUAUGACCCACCACCACCAGAACCUAAGGACGAGUUUGUUAUUGGUGAAAGGUAUGAACCUAGAACACCUCAGGAGUCCAGACCACAGGUUGUCAUCGGUGCCCGCCACGAGCUGCAGCCGGUCAUGCCCGAUUCUAGAAACCCUUUUAUUAUUGGUGGUACAGACAAUAGGUCACCAGGAUUAAGUGCAGGAGCUAGAGAUGCCGAGAGUAUGCUGAUGAUGAUGAUGAUGGAUACUAGUCGCUUACCGGUCAUUGGGGCCAGCUUUAACAGGAGAAGAAGAUCUUUGAUAAGAACUCAUAGUCAACCCAACCCUUGA
This is a messenger RNA of Eurytemora carolleeae, 2264 nucleotides long. RefSeq names its product neurogenic locus notch homolog protein 3. The transcript has 8 exons. Lineage: Eukaryota; Metazoa; Arthropoda; Copepoda; Calanoida; Temoridae. Gene Ontology annotation, molecular function: peptidase inhibitor activity; calcium ion binding. The coding region runs from base 339 to 2264 and encodes 641 amino acids. Gene Ontology annotation, cellular component: extracellular region. The record is from RefSeq and is a predicted model, not a curated record.